Molecule: messenger RNA, 594 nt
Organism: Macrosteles quadrilineatus (aster leafhopper)
Lineage: Eukaryota; Metazoa; Arthropoda; Insecta; Hemiptera; Cicadellidae
Exons: 2
Coding region: 73-576 (167 amino acids)
Source: RefSeq, a predicted model, not a curated record
CGUAGGCCUACUUCCAAUUGGAUCAACCAAUCAGUACUUGCCAAAAAAAGUUGGGUUCUAUUUCUGUACGACAUGAUGAAAAGCUCGGGGAGUACUGACAUAAAGAACUUAUAUAAUCAAUGUAAAAAGGAGUACAAGAGUGAACUAAAAUCAGCCAAACUGGUGGCAAAUAUGAAGUUUAUUGAAGGCUCAGCAAAUAAAUGUUCCGCUGCUUGGAAGAUCAUAAAGAAGGUUACCACCCCCAGCCUAUCUAGAGUGCCUGAAGUAACUCCGGACCAGUUGAAUGAGUACUUUGUGGAAACGGUGCAGUCCCUUAGAGAAGAGAUGGAAGAUCCUGGAGUAUCUGCAUUGGAGUUGCUGGAGAGGUGCCCCUCCCCUACCUGCAGAUUCGAGGUUGAACUGGCUUCUUGUGACCAGGUGCUGGAUGCUGUGAAGGAUAUGAAGACAUCGAGAUCACGAAACCUGGAGAUCCGCCAGUUUAAGCGGAAACUACAAGAGAUGCUAUUGGCGCAUCCUUUGUAUGCUUUAAAAGAAUUUUUUGAAAUUCCUACAGCUGUUGUAAGUAGAUGCUUUUGAUUGCUUUUGCUGUGCCUG